AUUCUCCCUCAAUCACCACCCACUCAAUCCCAGGCUUCAUCCUCCCAUCAUGGCUGCGGAACAACGAAAGCUGCUCGAGCAGCUCAUGGGAGCGGACCAGCUCGUCGGCACCGGAGCCCCCUCUCGCAAUGCGCAACUCCAAAUCACAGACCCCAAAGUCUGCCGCUCGUAUCUGGUCGGCACCUGCCCGCACGACCUCUUCACCAACACCAAACAAGACCUGGGCCCGUGCCCAAAAGUGCACAGCGAAGGGUUGAAGACGGAAUACGAGACCGCCUCGGCCGCGGAGAAGGCCAAAUGGGGGUUCGACUACGACUACAUGCGCGACAUGCAGAAGUACAUUGACGACUGUGACCGACGCAUUGACUCGGCGCAGCGCCGGUUGGAGAAGACCCCGGAUGAGAUCCGUCAGACGAAUAACUUGCUCAAACAAAUCGCCGACCUCACCAACACAAUCAACAGCGGCCUCCUGGAGAUCUCCGUGCUGGGCGAAACCGGCUCCGUCGCCCAGGCCCUCAACGAGCUGCACAAGAUCCGCACCGCCAAGCACCAGAAGGAGACGUGCGAGCGCGACCUCAAGAAUCUCCAGGACACCUCGGGCCCCUCGGGCCACCAGAAGCUGCAGGUUUGCGACGUGUGCGGCGCCUACCUGAGCCGGCUCGACAACGACCGCCGCCUGGCGGACCACUUCUUCGGCAAGAUGCACAUGGGCUACUCGGAUAUGCGCAAGACGUUCAAGAAGCUCAGCGAGGAGCUCAAGGGUCGGCCUCCGCCGGUGCGCCACCACGAUGACGAGGACGAUCGCGGCUGGGGCGGUGGUCGCUCUGGCGGCGGUGGUCGCGGGCCUCGGUAUGGAGGUGGUGGUGGCGGCGGUGGUGGCUAUAAGAAGCGCGGUCCGCGGUGGUAGUGGUAAGGCUGAUGGUGGUGUGGUGAUGAUGCGAGCAAACGACGACGAACCACAAAACGAUGAUGAACGAUGACUUUGGUGAUAAGGCAGGACAGCGGGGGCUGGAACUGGGUUGGUUGUCUUCUGAGCACACCCGGCUAUUUCCUUUUCUUCGGCGGAGCUGUACGCCUCCUCUUACUCUGGUUUUUGCAUAGCGUAGGCGUUUCCUUUCACGGCCUCGUUGGCGGAUGUCAUGGUUUUUAUUAUUCUGUUGUUCUAAAAAGAUACUAAACAUUACUUAUAUUAGCGAAAUAACCAAUCUACGCACUACGUCACCAGCAUACCUGGUCUCAUUGCUG
Molecule: messenger RNA, 1245 nt
Organism: Aspergillus saccharolyticus JOP 1030-1
Lineage: Eukaryota; Fungi; Ascomycota; Eurotiomycetes; Eurotiales; Aspergillaceae
Product: LUC7 domain-containing protein
Exons: 3
Coding region: 50-907 (285 amino acids)
Biological process (GO): mRNA splice site recognition
Cellular component (GO): U2-type prespliceosome; U1 snRNP
Molecular function (GO): mRNA binding
Source: RefSeq, a predicted model, not a curated record